CUUGGAGCGUCUUCUUUCCCGAGUGCCCCUUCAUCUUUCCCAGCCCGCUCCUCUCUCCUACCUGCAGCCUUUCUUUCUUCCUCCACUCCUUCUACCUUUUUUCUGCUUGUCGCCCCCUUCUCUUACCAUUUUCUGGUUCUAAGGGUUUUUUUAAAUUUCCUUCUCUUUCUUCUUCCUCCAUCCUGUUCCCUUUUGGACCAUCUUCAUUUAGUGCCUCUUAAUUUCUUGAUUUCUUCCGAUUUUUUUCCCUUGGACUUUGCCUUGUCAUGUCAAGAUGGAAGUCAGGCAUGACUGGCUCUCCUCAUCCCCCCAUGAAGGCUUCGAGCAGAUGAGGCUGAAGAGCAGACCCAGGGAGCCUUCCCCAAGCCUCACCAGAGUAGGUGCGAACUUCUACAGCACUGUCAAGCAGCAGGACUACAGUGCCAGUGUCUGGCUGAGGAGGAAAGACAAACUGGAGCACUCCCAGCAAAGAUGCAUUGUGAUCUUUGCACUGGUAUGCUGCUUUGCAAUUCUGGUUGCACUGAUAUUUUCGGCAGUGGAUAUUAUGGGAGAAGAUGAGGAUGGACUCUCAGAAAAGAACUGUCAAAAUAACUGUCGGUAAGAGGGUUGCUCUUGUGGAAAAUAUUCCUGAAGGGAUCAACUAUUCAGACAGUGCACCAUCCCAUUUGUCUCUUUUCCAAGGCUGGAUGAAUUUGCUUAAUAUGGCUGAAAAGUCUGUUGACAUAGUAUCUUCCCAGUGGGACCUCAAUCACAGCCAUCCAUCAGCAUGCCAGGGUCAGCGUCUUUUUGAAAAAUUGCUUGAACUGGCAUCCCGAAAUAUUGAGAUAAAACUAGUGAGUGAUAAACUGCCCGUGGAAUCAAAGGUAUUAAACGACUUGAAAACAAAGGGUGCUGAAGUGCUGUAUAUGAACAUGUCAGCAUAUAAUGAAGGUCGGCUUCAGUCAUCGUUCUGGAUUGUUGAUAAACAGCACGUAUACAUUGGCAGUGCCAGCCUAGACUGGAGAUCAUUGGGACAGAUGAAGGAACUUGGCGUCAUCGUAUACAACUGUAGCUGCCUGGUCCUGGAUUUGCAAAGGAUAUUUGCCCUGUAUAGCUCAUUAAGGUACAAGAACAAAAUACCUCCAAGUUGGUCUAAGAGACUCUAUGGAGUGUAUGAUACUCAAAACAAACUGACACUGCAGCUGAACGAGACAAAAUCAGAAGCUUUUGUGUCGAACUCACCUAAACUCUUCUGCCCCAAGGACAGAGUCUUGGAUAUUGAAGCUAUCUACAGUGUUAUUGAUGAUGCCAAACAGUUUGUGUACAUUGCUGUCAUGGACUACUUGCCCAUUGUCAUCGACACCAACGCUAAACGGUACUGGCCAUAUUUAGAUGGGAAGAUAAGAGAAGCAUUAGUUUUACGAAGUAUUAAAGUACGACUUCUCAUAAGUUUCUCAAGAGACACAGAUCCCCUUACUUUUAACUUUGUUUCAUCUCUGAAAGCUAUUUGCACUGAAGUUCCAAGCUGUAGUUUGAAAGUUAAAUUCUUUGACCUUGAGGAAGAGAGUGCCUGCUUUCUUAAAGAACAGAAGAACACUUCUCUUCCCAAAUUGAAUCGUAACAAAUACAUGGUGACUGAUGGAGCUGCUUAUAUUGGUAAUUUUGAUUGGGUGGGAAAUGCUUUUACACAGAAUGCUGGAGCUGGCCUUGUUAUCAACCAAGCGGACGCGGGGAACAGCACAAGCAUCAUUAAGCAACUCAAGGCUGUUUUUGAAAGGGACUGGUAUUCACAUUAUGCCAAAAGUUUACAACCAACAAAAAUCCCAAACUGCUUUAACCACAAACUCAAUAAAGGAACUUCAAAUAAGACUGCCAUGAGCAAUGUGAAUUAGAAAGACUAUUUUACCGUUUAGUACGACAAUGAAGAAUUAUGUUGGGGUGUAGCCUUCUUUCAUAUUUACAGACAAAAGACUUAAAAAGAAAA
Molecule: messenger RNA, 1963 nt
Organism: Sturnus vulgaris (Common starling)
Lineage: Eukaryota; Metazoa; Chordata; Aves; Passeriformes; Sturnidae
Source: RefSeq, a predicted model, not a curated record